AUGCUUUUAGUCAUUUUGACUUUUAUUAUUGGAAGCAUAUUAUUGUAUUUAUUUAGUAUUAAUAGGAAAACUAAUAUUUAUAAUCCUCAAGGAGAAAAUAUUGUACAGACAGCAUCUAUAGAGAUAUCACAAACAUUAUUUGAUAAAACUCAAAUAUCAGAAUUUACACGAUCAUUGACUGAUUAUUUUGAUAUUCGGUCAAAAACUUUAAACAAUCCAAAUACACAGAAAGAAACUACUAAAAGUUUAACUACAAAAUCAAAAGAACUUUCAUCAUCUGUUUGUUCAAAUUUAUCUCAAAAUCAAGAAAAUACAAUGACUUCAACAAUGACUACAAAUAAAAAUUUAGAAAAUCAAAAUAAAAUAUUAUUAAAUAAAUUAAAUGAUAAUAAUAAUGCUACUAUACCUAAUGGAAAUAACUCCGAAGUAGAAAAAAUAACAACAAAUAAAACAGAUAAACCAUCUCUUGAAUGGAGUUUAAAUGAAACUUUACAGUUAGAUCCAGCAACAAAAGCUGCAGAAGAACAUAGAUUAAGUUUAUUAAAAAAAAGACAUGAUAAAUCAAAGAAUAAUAAAAAAAGUAUAAGUUAA
Molecule: messenger RNA, 591 nt
Organism: Strongyloides ratti
Lineage: Eukaryota; Metazoa; Nematoda; Chromadorea; Rhabditida; Strongyloididae
Exons: 1
Coding region: 1-591 (196 amino acids)
Source: RefSeq, a predicted model, not a curated record